AACACACCCCUGACCAGCCGUAUCACCUCUUACUGUACUACAAACAGCCUUCUCUCCUCUGUGAAGAUGUCCAGCUCUGUAACAACCACCACUAACGGGGUGGUUGUCAUCACCCAUGUACACCCCACUGGCAACGGGAUGGGGGUCGUGGGGGUCGCUUCUGCCCCUCACUGUUUGGGACAGACGGUUUCCUCAGUGCUGGGAAGUUUCCGGGCAGGGCAACCAAAAGCGCUGGGGACCGUACAGAUCAUGGUUGGUUUGAUGAUGCUGUUGACAGGAAUCGUGAUGGCUACAGGACCACAAGUAGACAAUAUUGGAGUAAUCAGCAGAAUAUUUGUCUGGGGAUCUAUCAUUUAUGUCAUUGCUGGCUCUCUAACUGUUGCUGCUGACAACAAUAUGAACACAUGUCUGGUAAAAGGCUCCCUUGGAAUGAAUGUUGUUGCCAUGGUUAUUGCUCUUACUGGCACCAUUCUGCAUUCUUUGGACAGUGCUGGGAUCUUCUUUUACAACUACUACUGUGACUAUCCAGACUAUCCUUCUUACUACCCUCCAUCCUAUGUCUGCCAACAGUAUUGGAGCUGUCUGCCAGUGCUGCCGUUCCAACCCUGAGUGUUCGUCAUUGGGAAUCAAAUACCGGUACCUCAUGCCUGCAUGACUCCAAGCAACGCACCUUUCCCUCCUCAGAACAACUACGAGACUGUGAUCUACCCAAAGGGUCCAGAGGGAGACGAUAUGGGAACCGGGUUUCAACAGAAACCACUGCCUCCACAAAACACUGCUUUCAUCCCUUGAGAAUUGGGCUUCUGUGAAUACAUUGCUCUUUUUCUUGUUAAAAUUGUGUUUUCUAGGGCUAUUUUUCUGAUCCAAGCCAGGCAAUGGUUGGCACCACAUCACUGAUCUGAAUCAUUUGAUAGCGUAAUGUACUGUAAUGUUUCAGUAUAAUGUUUAGGUUACUAUAUGGUUGAUUUUUUUUAAACUUCAUGUUUUUGUCAUUUCUCUCUUUUUUUAUUGAUAUAAGUUAAUUAGAAUUUAUUAUAUAAAAGUAUAGUACAUUUAUCAACUAACAUCAGCCACUGCUACAUUACAUUAUAUGAUAUUGAGGCAUCACUUUCUUUUAAUAACAUGCAAAUACAUAUUUAACUUAAUGUCUUCAAACAAGUCUUGACUUAAACAUUCAAAAACUGACAGAAAAAAACGUGAGUCACUUUUAUCUUUCAUACAACGUAAUUAAUGACAUUCAUAUUUUGGGUCUGAAAACAUCCUGAUAAGGAGGGAGUGGUGCUUGGAUGUUUACAUUGGGCAUUGGCCUAUAUCCUUUCUAUAUUGAGUAUGUGCAACAUUAAACAUCAUGAACAGUCAAAAUCAUGUUUCAUUAAAUUUUAUGAUUUUUUUAAAAAUAAACCAUAUGAUGACCAAA
Molecule: messenger RNA, 1417 nt
Organism: Oncorhynchus masou masou (cherry salmon)
Lineage: Eukaryota; Metazoa; Chordata; Actinopteri; Salmoniformes; Salmonidae
Product: membrane-spanning 4-domains subfamily A member 4A-like
Exons: 7
Coding region: 67-609 (180 amino acids)
Cellular component (GO): membrane
Source: RefSeq, a predicted model, not a curated record